Fusarium venenatum is the source of this 2970-nucleotide messenger RNA. RefSeq lists its product as uncharacterized. Lineage: Eukaryota; Fungi; Ascomycota; Sordariomycetes; Hypocreales; Nectriaceae. The record is from RefSeq and is a predicted model, not a curated record.
AUGUCGAUUCCAAUUAACAUCCCUACACAAGCUCUCGAUCGCCCGCGGUCACCAUGGGAUUCCUCCCCGUUCCCAGAAGACGAAGGGCCAUACAUGGGAUAUACUGAAACAUUCGAAAAUGGCCAUGUUUACCGUGCAGUAUCAUCCGGUUCUGGCAGAUUUGUUGCGGUCGGGUCACAGUGUACAUUGCCCUUCCUGUCCUUCUCUGUCGAAAAAGAAAGGGCAAGUAAUACGAUCACCAUCAAGUUCAGAAGCAGAGACCUCAAGCAAGUCAUCUGCCAUGUUCUCGGGUAUAAGAUCGUUCCGGCCUUGCAAUUUACGCUCUGCAUUGGUCAAGUUCUCCAACAUUACGAUGGCCUGCGAGCCGAGUUAGACUCUUUGGUAUAUCGCAAUCCAUACGACGAUACAUCCAAGGAGAUGCGCUUGCUUGUCGAUGACCUCUUGCUCGAGCGAUCUCUUUACGAUGGGUUCAACAUGGGUCGACUACGCCAGCAAGGCAUCGUUACUCCCGCCCUUCUUCGAGAUAUCCACCAGCGUAACAUGGACCUCGGAGUGAACGACCUUGAGGAAUGCUUUCAACUCGGAGGGGCCAGCGAAGAGGAGGCAAAGCAGUACCUGGAGGCCCAGAAUGCCCAAAUCGACAAAUAUGCACGGGCUGGCAACUUGGACCUUCUUCGUGAAUUCUGUGAACCUCUUCUGCGAUCGAACGAUAUCCGGGUCAUCUACAACCCUGAUCUUCUUUCUCAAAUCCUCGACAAGGGAUUCUUGAAUAUAUAUGUGUACAUUUUAGACCUUGUUGAGCGGACACGGUCAACGGUAGGAGACAUUGCGGACCCUCAUUACUCCGAUAUAACGUACCACCCACUCUGCGUUGCUAUCCGUCUCGGUCGCUGUUCUGCUGUUCACGCCCUAAUUCAGAACAAACUCGACUUUUUUGAAGGGUACAUUGAAGAUGCUUCAGACCACAAAGGCUGCGUCUUCACGCCACUCCUGGCCGCAGUUCUAUGGCAACAAGUUGGCAUAAUUCGUCUGUUAUUAGAUGAGAGCGCUCUGUAUAAUGCCGAAUUGGCCAAAGCCAACGAGCUCGCGGCCGAAACAAGGUUCAUUGAUCUAUUUGAGGAGAUCCUGGAAGAUUUAACGAAACCGAAAACGUCAGCUCAUGAUGCUAUGAGUGCCAGGUACCCAGUACUGAAGGCUCCUCAGUUUUUACCUACAAGUAGAUCCUCGCCCUGCCAAUCACCAAUUUCCCCAUCACCAGGCGGUAACAGCUAUAAAUCGGGAAUUAGUAGUGCUCUAUCUGGCUCAUGGCAAGACCAGAGGACUACUGAACAUUUCGUGCCUAAUCCACCCAGCCUCGAGCUCCCCUCAGCAGCAGUUACCUCCCCAAGUGUACCCGACUUUUGCAUUUCACCCCAAGAUCUCUCAAUUUCUCAAGUCUUAUCACCUGCCUUGUCGCCCCAGUUCGACCCCCCGCCUGUACCAAAUGAGUGGCCCUCUCAAGACUCCUACAGAGCUGUUCAGGAAUGGCCUGCAAGACCAAUGCUCCUCGAUUACACCUGCAGUUACAAACGCAGAAGCUAUCUAGGACACUCCUCCAUGUAUCGCUUACAGCAAAACUGUAGAAGAAUUGAAGAGUUUUGCGAGCAACGUGGCGAUGUGGGAGAUUACGGUAACAUUCGAGAUCAUUGCACAAACCCCAUGAGUGUUUCUAGUUGGGGGCUCAAUCAUUUAAGGAACAUCUUGAGAAAUCAGGCACCGCCUGGACUCCCUUUCAUUCUCCAAGCCCUUCUAGUCGCGGACGCGUUGAUCUGCCAACUUCCAGAUAGUGGAGAGCGAGACAUCGAAUUCACUCAGGAUCUAUAUCGGUGGAAGGCUGUGGCCCUCGAACUAGACUCAGACAUGGACAUGUUCGACGAGCUUGUGUGUGUCAUAUGGGAGACCGAUUACCUCCCUCAGAACAUACUACCAGGGUCUCAGGAGGACCUCCUGCGAUUCGGUGAAUUGGCAAAGGAUCUUGUUUCAGUCGCCCAUAUCAAGCCUCCUGACCCUAAGCCUAUCGGUACUCGGAUACGAGCUAUACAGCGAAAGAUGCAGGGUUGCCACAAGGGUACUCAAAAUUUCGGGAUAACAGCGCUACCAGGCUCAGAAUCUGCAACUGAAAGGGGAGGCAGCGAGCCUGAUGUACAAAUUGUUGACCCCAAGGUAAUUGUUCUACUUCAAUCUGUAGCACUCAAUGUUCUGUUUGCGACUUCGUCAGCGAUUCAAGAUGUCGAGGACAACGGCACAUUGCAACACUUGUUUGGAGCACCUGCGAGCAUGAAUCGGUCAACGGCAAUCGUUGAAGAUUACAUUAGCUUUGACGGAAAGAAUUUUGCUUCUUAUGAUUCUGGUAUUGGGAUGGGAGGUUCCCUCGAAAACUCAAUGAGUUCAUGGACGUUGGCCACGAAAGAUACUCAUGCAUCUCGUGAGUGCUUCAAUCGGCCUUUAGAAGUUCCGGGUGGAGUACAUUUGGAUCCAGUCCUUUGGAGCUUCGAGGACAACAGCCUGAUGUUGCCUGAGCAGCAGGAAGCAAGCCUGCCUUUCGAUGACAUCUUGACUCCUCUAUUUCAGGACACGGGUGCCACGCUGUUUUCCGAGACACAACUGACAGGAGCGCCGGCCCAAAGAACCCAAUCCAAGGACAUUCGGGCGACGCCGAGCAAAACAGAUUGGUUAGGUGAACCACCAAACCCUCAACAGGAAUUCUCAACUAAGAUGGCCAACCUGACCUGCAAAUGCGGUAAGGUCUUCUCAAGUAAGUCGAACCUCGGUAAGCACGAGCGUACUGCGUGCUCAAAAAGAGUCAUUACAAGGUUGUCCUGCCGGUUUUCUCGCUUGGGAUGCCAGAAGAAGUCCACUACGAAGUGGAAUCGGGAUAUCCAUGAGAAGCGUUGGUGCAGCUUUAACCCCAAUCGAGAGCGAAAAACAUAA